ACGGUGCUUUGAGUCUUUGGCAACUCCGAUCAGAGUCGUCUCUUCGAGUCGACUCGGACGGACACGAUACAUGGGACAGUGACAAACCCCUGGAAGUGCCUUUCGAACGUGGCUGUUCUCCGCUGCGGCAGAUCCAGACUCCGGAGCUCCUCUGACGAAAGAAGAGAGAAGAAGAAAAUCCAAGAAUGGCAGUCACCACUUGGUGACCUCCCCAUUCCACUGCGAGUGACCUGUGUAGUUCAUUAGAAGAGCUUGAGGCGGGAAGGGGAGAAGGAGGAGGGAGAAAUAGUAAGGCUUAGAAGGGGGUGAGUGGGAGACGAAGAGACAAAUGGAGAGGGUGAACGAGGCUAUGUCGAGGGUGAAGACACUGAUAGGGAUGGAGGUGGAGGAUCCCGAGGCUCAGGAAGCUAACGCGUCCCUCAUAGAGGAUUUCAACAGGAAUUGCACCCUCUCCACCAAACAGAGGCUUUAUGGAUUUGCUGUUUGCUUCGUCGCUGGUGUAGCAUGUACACUUCUGUCGAUGAUUGUGUUUUUGAAUCCCAUCAAGUUUGCUACGAUGUUCACUUUAGGAAAUCUGCUUGCACUUGGCAGCACAGCUUUUCUUAUGGGCCCUAAAAGACAAAUGAGAUUGAUGGUUGAUCCAGUGCGUGUGUAUGCAACUGGUGUAUAUAUUGGGAGCAUCAUCAUUGCACUGUUAUGUGCUCUUUAUGUCCGGAGCAAGCUUUUGACUCUUCUUGCUAUCAUCCUUGAAUUCGGUUCACUAGUUUGGUAUAGCUUGAGCUACAUUCCAUUUGCACGAUCAAUGGUUUCCAAAGUCUUGAUGGCCUGCUUUGACACAGAAUUCUAGAUUUGGUUUCCAAGGUUCAUGAUAAUGGGCACUUGCGCUUUGAAAUCUUUUCUGCAGGGUUUUGGCAUCAUGAUACAAUCAUUUCCUCUGCAUUGAGGAUCUCUUGUAAGAUUUUACCCAGGCAUGUAAAAUUGCACAUUUGAAUUUUUUCUGGUGGAUGCUUUUCUUUUCCUGGUUAUAAGAAGGAACACUAUUAUUUCCUUUAUGAAA
This is a messenger RNA of Nymphaea colorata (pocket water lily), 1057 nucleotides long. RefSeq lists its product as uncharacterized. The coding region runs from base 329 to 847 and encodes 172 amino acids. The transcript has 6 exons. The record is from RefSeq and is a predicted model, not a curated record. Gene Ontology annotation, biological process: vesicle-mediated transport. Gene Ontology annotation, cellular component: membrane. Lineage: Eukaryota; Viridiplantae; Streptophyta; Magnoliopsida; Nymphaeales; Nymphaeaceae.